UCUGGCAGCGCCGUCAAGUGUGUACAGUCCAGUCGUCGAAAAACUCGGAAUUUUGUUUUGCAGGUACGCGGCAAACGAAACGGGCGGAGUAAACAACGGGCACAUCCAAUCCCGGCCGGAACCGCCACCGCAUCGCCACCCCCACAACCGGAGAACGCCGUACGCAACAUGGUAAAGCUGGGCAAGAAGAAGGCGGUCGAGGAGCUGAGCCGCAAGAGGCACGAGUCGCGCAAGAACGGUGCCCCCCCGGAAAGCGACCACGAGGAGAAGGACACCGGCUCCAACGGGGACACCGGCUCCUCGGUCUCCCACUCCACAGCCGCCUCGUCCGCGAAGAAGCCGCCGAACAAGCGCAAGGCCCGCCAGUCGACCGCGACUGCGCGCUCCGCGUCGGAGGACAGCGACGACCUGCCCCUCAACUCCAACGGCAACAAGGUGUCCACCUCUACGGCCCGCGCUUCGGCACCCAAGAAGCGCAGGCUGGCAAAGUCCAAGGCCAACGCAUCGCCCGCCGCCAGAAAUGGCAAGAAGUCGGCUGUCGUGGAUCUGGAGGACGAUGUCGAAGCGGCCAAAAGCGACGCCGAGCCGGAUGAGGAGGUGGAAUAUGAGGUGGAGGCCAUCGUGGGCCAGAAGACGGUGAAGGGCGCCACCUAUUUCCAGGUGCGCUGGAAGGGUUACACCAAGGACGAGGACACAUGGAUGCUGGAGGCCGAUAUGAGCUGCGACUACUUGCUUAAGCAGUUUCGUGCCAAGCAGGAGGCCAAGACCAAGCCCAGCAAGACCCCAAAAGCCACAAAGAAAGCGGGAGCCGGCGGACGUGGACGCCCACCCGGCGGCGCAAAGAAGCCAACUCCUGCCCCAUCCGAUCCGGGGAAGGAGUGGGUUGUAGAGCGUAUCGUUGACUUUGUGGACGACGCAGAGGGCGGCCUUUAUCGCAUUCGGUGGAAGGGCUUCGGCUCCAAGGAUGAUACCUGGGAGCCGGAGUCAAACCUCUCAUGCCAGGGCUUAAUUGAAAAGUUCAGGCGCGACCUGGUCACGCAGAAGAACGUGGACACCAAGGAGCUGCGCGAGUCGCCCCAGAAGACCAAGCGACUCAUCAACGAAUAUUACCCUAGAACAAAUAUGCACAAUCGCAUUGAGCGCUCCUCGAAGCGUGCUGCCGCCAAGAACCGGUGCGUUUAAUAUCUCUAUAUACAAAAUAAGCGUGUUCUACGGCGAGGACUGAGGAAGGGCAGCGGCCCCGCCCCCUCGCAGUGGUCGUCGGCGGAGGCGGCACUAAAAUAGGAUUUUAGUACACUUUAACAUUUUUUUUCGGACUUGGUUUAAGGCAGGAUCAUCAAACAACACUCGGCCUUUUCAAAAUGGACUAAUAACUCUUGCUUGCAAUUUUCACGCCUAAAUGCCUAAAUGCAACCGAAGAGUUAUUUGCGAAUCGAUUUUGAAAACGCCUACACUUGCAAUUCUCGACUUGGAGGACCCACGCAGGCGGUGUACGUGGAGUGUGGUGCCAGGUGGACGGCCCAGGUGUCACAGAGCGCGCACCGCAAUUCACCGCAUACCCGAAAUACUGUCAAGCAACAGCGGACACAAUCCAAUCCAAGAACAUGCACAUGCAACACAUUACAAAAUACUGAAAUAAAGAUUUAUCUAGCAUUUAAGAGAGAGGUAGGUGGGCGCCUGAUGCAGCACAGUAUAUAUGUAGUAUUAUAUCUGGUUGUGCUGCACUCAGCCAGCGUAGAUUGUCAGCAAUGUAAACCUAGACCUAUGUACACACACAUUUUUUCACCUUAAGCCGAAAUUUUAGAUUCGUAACCUAAGUUUUGUCUUCGUCGAGUAAUUGUGUUCUUCGCAAGCAAUUGCCACAGCUGCAAAUAGCCUCUUAAACUAUUCUUCCCAGUCGUCUCCAUUUAAAAUAUGUAUGCAAUAGUGUACACAAAGAAAUUACCUAAUAAUUAGCAAGGAGCGAGCCUCCAGUAUGAUAAAAACAAUAAAUAUAUGUGAAAGAUGUCAAAAGUGCA
Drosophila biarmipes is the source of this 2018-nucleotide messenger RNA. Its product is annotated as M-phase phosphoprotein 8. The coding region runs from base 169 to 1182 and encodes 337 amino acids. The transcript has 4 exons. The record is from RefSeq and is a predicted model, not a curated record. Gene Ontology annotation, biological process: chromatin organization; negative regulation of transcription by RNA polymerase II. Gene Ontology annotation, cellular component: pericentric heterochromatin. NCBI's taxonomy places the organism in Eukaryota, Metazoa, Arthropoda, Insecta, Diptera, Drosophilidae. Gene Ontology annotation, molecular function: chromatin binding.